AGCGAAAGAGUCACCACGCACGGACAGUGCUUGCUGCAUGCUGUAGAAACGCAUAAUAAUGGGGAGAAAUAAACCUAAUAAGUGGAGACGUGGAAAGCGGGACAGAGACCAGCAACAAACAAGACCCGGUACUCGAGGGAACUAUGAACUUCCACCAAAGGAGAAUGUAGUGUUUGAGGAAUAUUACAAGGGCCAGGGUAUUGUACCAGAUGGAGAGUGGGAUCAGUUCAUGAGCACACUGAGAAAAGAAUUACCAGUCACAUUCAGGAUCACAGGCUACAGGAGCCAAGCUAAACGCCUUCUAGAUGUGAUCAAGAGUGAAUAUUUCAGUAAUCUAGUGAACAUGGUUGGCGACUCGGUACAGCCACCAAAGUUACUGCCAUGGUAUCCAGAUAACCUUGCAUGGCAGAUAAAUGUCAGCAGAAAGGAAAUCCGGUCAACACCAUUACUUAAGAAAUUACACACUUUUCUUGUCUCUGAAACAGAAAGUGGUAAUAUCAGCAGACAGGAGGCAGUAAGCAUGAUCCCUCCAAUACUGCUGGAUGUGCAGCCCCAUCACAAGGUUCUUGAUCUAUGUGCUGCUCCAGGGUCCAAGACAGCUCAGUUGAUUGAAUUACUUCAUGCAGAUGAGACUAAGGCUAUCCCAGAGGGGUUUGUUGUUGCUAAUGAUGUUGACAACAAGCGGUGCUAUCUGAUGGUUCACCAGGUGAAAAGACUUCAGAGUCCCUGCUUCAUGAUUGUCAACCAUGAUGCUACUACCAUGCCAAAUAUUAGGAUGUAUCCACAGGAGGAUGAAGCAAAUAAAUUCAAGUUUGUGACGUAUGACAGAGUUCUUGCAGAUGUACCUUGCAGUGGAGAUGGGACAAUGAGGAAGAAUCCAGAUGUUUGGAGAAAAUGGCUUCCACAGGCAGCAGUUGGAUUGCACAGUGUACAGAUGAAGGUAUUAAAGAGAGGACUGGAGUUAUUAAGUGUUGGUGGCCGCCUGGUUUACUCCACAUGUUCUCUCAACCCAGUGGAAGAUGAAGCGGUCAUCUCGGCCAUGUUACAGAAAUGUGAAGGUUCUGUGGAAUUAGUGGAUGCAUCAGAUAAGUUACCUGGCCUGAAAACCAUGCCUGGGCUGAAAUCUUGGAAGAUCUUCCACAGAAAAGACAGCAGUUGGUUUAACAGUUUUGAGGAGGUAGAGGCAGCGGGACUCACUGGUUUGGCAGGAAGAACAAUGUUUCCUCCUUCUCCUGAAGUGGCAGAACAGUUGCAUUUAGAGAGAUGUAUGAGAGUAUUACCACACCAUCAGAACACAGGUGGCUUUUUCAUUGCUGUCCUUGAAAAAAGAGACGUUCUUCCGUGGGUUAGAACUCCAAUACCACCGUCUUCUACAGCAAUAACAGUAAAUGAAUCUGAAAUAGUGCAGAAUGAUUCAGUGUCAAAAUCAGACACAAGCAAUGGAGAUGUGCCUGUGGAUAGUUCUGCUGAUUUACCACCAGAGGGAGCUGAUGAUGCUGACAUCAGGAAGAGGAAAGAAAGGGAUGAUGAUGAUGAUGAAAAGGAGGAAGGAAUCUUAAAGCCACCAGAACCCAAUUCUGAACCUCAUUCAAAAAAGGCAAAGAUUAGUGGAUACAAAGAAGAUCCAUAUUUCUAUUUCAAUGAGGAUGAACCAGACUGGGAAAAGAUAAAGAAUUUUUAUUCUGUGUCAAAUGACUUCCCGCAUACUCAGUUGUUGGUGAGAUCAGAGACUGGUAAAAAGCGCAACAUUUACUUCACAUCAGAUGCUGUCAAACGUAUGGUGACCUACAAUACUGACAAAAUACGGUUUAUCAACACUGGUAUUAAGUUAAUGGCCAGAAGUGAAAAAGAAGAGGUGGACUGUGAUUUUAGAUUGGCACAGGAGGGUAUCAACACAAUAUUUCCGUACUUCACAUCCAGAAGGGUGCACAUCACAAAGGAGGAUGUCCUAACACUUUUACUGCAAGAAAAUCCUUUUAUAGGAAAGAUGUCGCUAGGAGCACAAGAAGAGCUUAAACCAAUCUCACAAGGAAGCAUCAUAUUUAUUUUUGAUCAAGAAGACAGCCCAGAUGAUGACAACAAGUGUCGAGUCUUGUUCUGUGGAUGGAAAGGAAAGAAAAGCUGUAGAACAUUCGUGCCAAAACACGAGCGCCUUCAUUAUCUGCGCAUGUGUGGGAUAACGACAGAUCCUAAACGGGGUCAUUGGGAACUGAACCAAGGAAAGUAUCCAGUUUGCUUUUGA
Lingula anatina is the source of this 2242-nucleotide messenger RNA. RefSeq names its product RNA cytosine C(5)-methyltransferase NSUN2. The record is from RefSeq and is a predicted model, not a curated record. NCBI's taxonomy places the organism in Eukaryota, Metazoa, Brachiopoda, Lingulata, Lingulida, Lingulidae. Gene Ontology annotation, cellular component: cytoplasm; nucleus. Gene Ontology annotation, molecular function: tRNA binding; tRNA (cytidine-N5)-methyltransferase activity. Gene Ontology annotation, biological process: tRNA methylation.